Molecule: messenger RNA, 880 nt
Organism: Arabidopsis lyrata subsp. lyrata
Lineage: Eukaryota; Viridiplantae; Streptophyta; Magnoliopsida; Brassicales; Brassicaceae
Product: NADP-dependent alkenal double bond reductase P2
Biological process (GO): response to oxidative stress
Molecular function (GO): 2-alkenal reductase [NAD(P)H] activity
Source: RefSeq, a predicted model, not a curated record
CUACUAUACUGGAAUCCUCGGUUAGUCACAGAAACUAAAAAAGUGUAUAAUGUUAUGGACCUAUUUCUCUUAAAAGCUCCGUUUUUCAUAACAGGUAUGAUAGGUUUAACUGCUUAUGCCGGGUUUUACGAGACAUAUUCACCUAAAAAAGGAGAAACAGUGUUUGUCUCUGCGGCUUCUGGUGCGGUUGGACAGCUCGUGGGUCAGUUUGCUAAGUUGAUGGGCUGCUAUGUUGUUGGAAGUGCCGGAAGUAAACAAAAGGUUGAUCUCCUGCUGAACAAAUUUGGUUACGAUGAAGCAUUCAAUUACAAGGAAGAGCCUGACCUUGAAGAGGUUCUUAUUUGGUGUUUCCCAAAAGGUAUUGACAUAUACUUUGAGAACGUGGGAGGCAAAAUGCUUGAUGCGGUUCUACUUAACAUGAAACCGAUAUAUGGCAGAAUCGCUGUAUGUGGGAUGAUCUCUCAGUGCCAUCUUGAAACCAGAGACAGGUUACAGAAUCUACCUGACAUCAUAUUCAAGAAGAUAAGGAUGCAAGGGUUUGCUGUUUAUGACUUCAUAGUCAUAGAUAGAUUCCCAAAGUUCUUGGAGUUUGUUAUUCCCUACAUAAAAGAAGAGAAAUUAACAUAUGUGGAAGACAUUGUUGAAGGACUCGAGAACGGUCCUGCUGCUCUUGUAGGACUUCUCCAUGGACAAAACGUUGGUAAGCAAGUUCUCAAGGUUGCUUGAGAGUGAAGAAAUCUAUCAUGUAUCAUGUAUCAUUUAUGGAUAUGUAACAAUCUGUACUAAGAGACUCUUAUGGUUCGUUCUUAGCUUAUUUUCCAAUCAAGUAUCAACUACCUUGUAUUUCGUAUUUUAAAGUAUGGGGUUCUCAUUGGAAUUU